CGAAGAAGAAGAAGCCCUCAAGACUUUUUCUUGGGCAACUUCUCGUGCUUUCCAUUCAUUUCAGCCCACGCGCCCGAUGAGACCCCACAGAAAGAAGCUGCCUGAACGUGAUGAAACAUUAAGGAAAUAUGAGGAGAGAAAUAGCAGCUGUGAUAUUUUUCCUGAAGAGGCUUGUGAACAAGGCGGAGAAGUUGGACCCGCACAAGAUUGAGCUGUUUGUCGAGAGGCUGGCCGUUGCACUGCAGGAGAAGUUCAAGGGCCACUGGUACCCUGACAACCCCAGCAAAGGACAGGCAUACAGGUGCAUUCGAGUGAACAGGUUUCACAGGCAGGAUCCAGAGCUCUUUCGGGCUUGCCAGGAGAGUGGGGUUCAGUACCGUGACCUGGGACUUCCCCGUGAACUUACAUUGUGGGUAGACCCUGGGGAGGUGUGUUGCAGGUAUGGAGAGCAGAAUCCUUUCUUCUCAGUGGCCAGUUUCUCUAGUGAUGAUGAAGAAGACAAAGAUGUGGCAAAGAAGGUGACCAGUGCUUUGGAGAGGGUGACGUCAGAUUAUCAUUCCGGUUCUUCGUCCGAUGAGGAGAGCACGCGCUCUUCCCCGCUUACUAUCCCCAACAGCCGCUGUGCUUACAAGGCGAUGAAUCCAGCUGCUCCAACAUGGAAUCCCAAUAGGAUGGUACCAGUGAAACAUCCUCACAUGGUCCCACAGCCUCACUACGGCUUCAGGCCUCACAGCAGACCCCCCCACCCUUUAAGGCAUAAUCAGUGGUUCCCUCCUACCUAUAGAGGAGGACCUGGAUACUGGAACACAAACCAAAAUCUGGCAUAUUGUUAUAGUUAGAAAUCAUGGUGCUUACUGUUCACACUGGACAUUAAAGCUGGAGAUAACUUUAAGAUAACCGACCAAUGUUAUUUUUAAACAUUUUUAUAGCUUAAAUAUUGAUUGUUUUUGACGAACACUUUUUUGCACUUUAGACCAUUUGUUAUAGUUUGAAUAAAUCACUUGUAUUAAAUUUAGAUAUUUAAAUUGGAAUACUACAUGUAAUUUUGAACUAAGUACUGUAUUUUUACAAUGGGAAAUGUUCAUGUGUACCACUUACUGUCCUUUGUGAUAAAACAUUUUUAUUUAUUCAUAGUGUAAAAUUGUCAGAUGUAUAGGAUUUAAAUUUAUGAACUUUUAUUAAACAG
Molecule: messenger RNA, 1186 nt
Organism: Scomber scombrus (Atlantic mackerel)
Lineage: Eukaryota; Metazoa; Chordata; Actinopteri; Scombriformes; Scombridae
Gene: btg3
Product: B-cell translocation gene 3
Exons: 5
Coding region: 129-839 (236 amino acids)
Biological process (GO): negative regulation of cell population proliferation; negative regulation of mitotic cell cycle
Cellular component (GO): nucleus; cytoplasm
Source: RefSeq, a predicted model, not a curated record